AUGGCAUGUCCACCCGACAAUCACCAUGAAACGGUUUCCAGCUGUGAUCUUCAUUUCCUGUCCGGGGAUGACAAAGAUGAGGAGCUACUAUCUCAGUGGCACCGCGAUAUCGCCUAUCGCCUACUGACAGAUCACAGUCGCGCUUUAACUUAUGCGUUGGCCGAUGGAUUGCUUCCCGGUAGACAGGGACUGCCUCUCAAACUCCGACAGCUCAUUCAACGGGCUGUCCGUGCGGCUGUCCUGACUGGGCUCGAACGCGAACGCACGGGUUCCUCGCUUUUGUCCUCCUUGGUUACCGAAGUGGCCAAACAAGCCAACCUAAUGGAGGCUUCUGUCUCCACUGAAUUGCAGGGUCCAAGUGCGCGUCAGCCAAGCAGUCUGUCUUACGAAGAGAUGAGGUCGGUAAUAGACCAUGAAGUGCACGCUUUCAUUCCACGUAUACAUGACAUGGAACUGGCAUUUGGCCGUUGUCUUGAAGAAUCACCUAACACCACACAACUUUCAGCCCAACAAGUUGAUGGCCUUAUGAAUGGUAAAUACGGCACUCCGGUCUCUUGGGACUUGUUGUGUGCACAGUCUCGUUGGUUUGGUCUUUGCAUCCCUGAUGUCCCCGCGCAAUCUCGAGGAUCCAGAACGAGUUCGCGUCACUCUAUCAACACUCAACAACCUGUCUCUUUGCCCCGUCACUUUCACAACGCAUCUAUUCCGUUCACGGUGGAUUCUGCAAAAUAUAACUACACCAAAUCAUCCGAUCAGUCUUACGGUGAGUUUGAUCGAGUCAUGCGCCGUUUGAGCAUCACUUAGACCUAGAUGCAUCUUCACAAACACGAGUUAACUUCUCUGAUUUCGUACUGCAUUUCUAAUUCUUGCAUUUGUCGUCUUGACACCUCUCAGAGUUAGAUCGAAUUGUUUUUCUGUUUAGUCUAAAUGAAAUAUACUUUCCCUACA
Molecule: messenger RNA, 948 nt
Organism: Dicrocoelium dendriticum
Lineage: Eukaryota; Metazoa; Platyhelminthes; Trematoda; Plagiorchiida; Dicrocoeliidae
Source: the annotation of a GenBank genome assembly